AGAUGUGAAUAACGGUCGCAACAGCCUUAAAGCCUAAUUUGGUUUGCAGGGCGGGGAGAAGCUCCUCUGAGGCUCUGCUCGAGUGAAGGAGACGAGGAGUCCGCAGCCACGACCCCCGCGCCGCUGCACGUCCCGCCGACACGACGAAGUUUUCUCUCUGUGGCUGAUUUGAUAAAUCCCAGGAAGUGACUCCGAACAGGAAGAGCCUCGUAUCUCACAGGAGCCGUUUGAUCUUCCCACAUCUCCUAAUAAAUCAUGGCGAUAGUCCUCCACUCCAGCCCCCUCCUAUGGACAAGGGUGGCCGCCAUGAUCUUCUCCUGCGUGGCCUUCUCCCUGGCCGUGCAUGGAGGCCGACUCUUUGGCGGAACCGGAGACUGGUGCAUCUUCUGCUGGGCCUUCAGUUUCGCCGGGACUCUGCUCGUCAUCCUGGUGGAGCUCUUCGGCCUCCAGGCCAGAGCUCCCGUUUCCUGGAAGAACUUCCCCAUCACCUUCGCCUGCUACGCCGCCCUGCUGUGCCUGUCGGCCUCCAUCAUCUUCCCCCUCUACUUCCUCAAGGGCUCCUCGGGCCACGGUGACAUCGGCACCUACCGCAUCGUGUCGACCGUCUUCUCCUGCCUGGCCACCAUCGCCUACGUGACCGAGGUGAGCAUCAGCAAGGCGCGUCCGGGCGAGGUGGCCGGCUACAUGGCCACGGCCCCCGGCCUGCUGAAAGUCUGCGAGACCUUUGUGGCCUGCGUCAUCUUUGUCUUCAUCAGCGACCCCGUGGUGUACGACCGAAACCACGCGCUCAAGUACUGCAUGUCCGUCUACUGCAUCUGCUUCAUCCUGUCGGCGGUCAUCAUCCUGCUGUGCAUCGGCGAGUGCACCGGCUGCCUGCCCUUCCCCUUCGCUCGCUUCCUCUCCGCCUACGCCCUGCUGGCCGUGGUCCUCUACCUGUCGGCGACCAUCGUCUGGCCCAUCUUCAACUUUGACCCCAAGCACGGCGGCUCGAAAGAUCGGCCGAGCCAUUGCAACUCCGACAUGGGCCUGUGCGGUUGGGACAAGCUGAUGGCGGUUGCUGUGCUCACGGGGGUCAACUUCGUCCUCUACCUGGCCGACCUGAUCUACUCCUCCCGCCUGGUGUUUGUCAGCGCUUGAGGUCGGGAAAAAAAAAAAGGGUGUACGGCCGGCAGAUAAAACCCAAUCUGGCUGCAUCUCGAACCGCCGUCAAAUGUGGCGGUGCUAUGAAAUGCUAUUGUAAUCUUGUCAAACGGCCUCCACGUGACGGAGCCCAUGGGUCACGAUGGUCGCUGGUGUAGUUUACUGUGUGCUUAUAAUUUAGAAAUUUGCAUGUUGAAGUAUUUGAUUUUUCAGAAUUGAGCUGGUGCAACACAAUAGUAGAGGAAGUACCAGGGACUCGAGCUCUCGCGUAAUGGAGUUAAGAUCUAACCGGAGUUUUGGCCGGAGUCUCACGGUUCUGCCUCUGCAAACCUGCCAAAUUAGCUUUUGUGUAACGCAAACUGCUUUGGACCUCAGCGGGAGAGAGAAGGGGGAGAGGUCGAGGUCAAUGGCUGUGUUUAAACGUACAACAAUGUUCCCUUAAUGUUCUGCCCAUGUGAUAGAACGGGUCAAUGUCCACUCCAAUCGGCAUUAGACCUCCAUGUGAUCGCUGGAUCUUCUUUUUGUUCGUUAAGCAGAUUAUUGCCCUUUAUCAAAUACAAACAUAGAAGAUGUUUAGUGAGCUAUUUAAAGAAUCUCAACAAGGACACAAGCUAAGAUCCCAAGUACGUGUGCAUGUAAACAUAUCUGUGAUGACAAGUGAAGGAAGAACAAAGAUAUUGGCGGCUUUUCAUUGUGUUUUUUUUUAAAUCUUUUCAAUAAUGUUAUAAAAAAGACUGCUGAUCAGUAUUUCUGUGUUUAAUUGUUAGAGGACAAAGUGUAGAACAUAUAAUGACUCCAUCAUUUCAUUCAUGCAAUUGACUGUUUAAUCUCCUCAACAGUAUAAAGAGCAGCUGAUCAGAUUGUUUUCUUUAUGUCAUUUUUAAUGUUGUCACAUUUACAGAUGAGUAAGAGUUUACACAUUGAUAAGAUGAUGCCGGCUUGCUUUUUUUGCUCCUGUUAUGAUAAUUGCGUAUCUGUAUCUGCAGCUACAAUCAAUGGGAAGAAUAUAUUUGUGAAAAGAACGUAAGAAUGUGGAGUUUAACAAAAAGAGAAAAUUAUAUUUAAAGUGCACUUAAUAUCAGUGUGUAUAAAUGUCUAUUAACACCAAACUCACGCCACUAAAUUUAUAUGUGUUGUCAAUUGGCUCCUUUGGUUUUGUACUGCUGUAUUAACAACUCAGAGAAAGAGACCACAGGGGUGGUGUUAGUGUUAUAUUCAUCUGCGUUUUUAUAUUCCACACAGUUUUGACUGUGCGUACCACAUCAGUGUUGUAUGAAAAUAAUCCGGUAUGUCAAUAAAACCACAUGUUGAAUGUG
This is a messenger RNA of Gasterosteus aculeatus aculeatus (three-spined stickleback), 2456 nucleotides long. It is a transcript of the gene myadmb, whose product is annotated as myeloid associated differentiation marker b. The record is from RefSeq and is a predicted model, not a curated record. Gene Ontology annotation, cellular component: membrane. Lineage: Eukaryota; Metazoa; Chordata; Actinopteri; Perciformes; Gasterosteidae.